UGUGUGACUGUUUGGUUAAAACAGGGAGGUGACCAUCAGCGGCGGCAGCGGCAGCUCAGUGGAGAAUAGCUCCUCUAUGAACGCCCCUCAGCUCAGACUCUGUUCUGUGAAUCACAUUUUCCACUUUGAGCAGAGCUCCUCCAGCGCGGGCCGCGCUCUCAAACUUUUCUUCCUCCCUCCGAGGCGCAAAAAAAAAAAAAAAAAAAAAAGCAGCGGAUGCGCUGUUGGCACAUGGUUUGCGGCUGAAAACGCCCCGAAAAAAAAAGAAAAAAAAAAAAAGAUCAGGAAAGGCGAAGGAUCGGCGGACCUUUUACUGAACAAUGCUGGAGCUCUUCUCGGUUUCGUGUCUGAUGGGACGUUUGGACCAGCUGUCCUGCUGAAGCCGUCGGUCCAAAUGGAGACAAUAGGACGGGUUGUGCCCCACUCUGAGCGCUGAUCUCAGACACAGACACACACAGACAUGGAUCUCCAGGUGAUCGUCUGGCUGGUCUACAGCGUUCUGCUGCCAGCCGUCCUCCUAACAGCUUGUCUUUUUCGCUUCAACUUUCUGUCACUGGUUUACUUCCUCUAUCUACUGCUGCUGCCAUGGUUCCUGUGCCCAAACAAAUACACAGUGAGAGGUCACACUGGUCGCUUUAUUAAAACAGUAUUUUGCACCAGUCUGCUGUUUGUUCUGGCUCAUAUCUGUUUCCAGACAGUCCUGUACACGUACGCUCCUCUCAACACUGCAAUAGGAUAUAACUGUUCACAAUGGGAGACCAUAACCAGACACAUCGGACUGUCCAGGCUUCCCUUGGAGGAUCCAUGGAAUGUGCUCCGUCUCCUGUGUCCGGAUGUAGGAGUGUGUGUGGUGUCACUUGUUACUAUUGUCCUCUGCAGCAGAUUGGUCAGGAACAGAGAAAUGGUGGCUGCAGCCAAUAUAACAUCACUGGAAGAGGAAUCUGCAGACACAACAACAGAGAACGAGGAGGAGGAAGAGUCAUCAGUUGACGAAGAGGUGGAGGAAGAGGAAAGGUCGUCCAACGGUGACCCUGACGAGGUUUCCACAGCAACCAGAGCCAAGCAGCGGGCAGAAGGUCUCAAAGUCAAAGUGCUGAAAAUCCUGCGGGAUCUGGGCAGAGUCACGGUGGUCGUCCUGCUGGGUUUGGCGGGCAUCACGCUGCCCUCUGCCUUCUCAGCACUUUACUUCCUCCUGUUCAUUGGUGUGUGCACAUGGUGGGCGUGCCAUCUACCCAUCAGCCACCUGGGGUUUAAUGCACUGUGUGUGAUGGUGGGCUUCUUCGCUGCCGGCCACCUGGUCUGUCUGUACUUGUACCAGAGUCUGCUGGGCCAGGGCCUCUUCCCUCCACACAGCCUGUGGGCCAGACUGUUUGGUCUGAAGGACAUCAUCAUACCCGGAAACUGCUCCACGCCUGAUGACCUCAUCCUCAAUCCCAGCCAUGAUUGGCCGGUUUACGUCAACCCAGGAAUCCUGCUGGUCCUCUACGUUACUGUGGCCACUGUUAUCAAAUCAGGACUGCACGCUGCGUCUAACCAGCAGGAGAAAAGAAAAGCUUCAGCGGAAGAACUGGUUGAGCUAAAGUCUUGGAAUCAACCAAAAGACGACUGCGAAGACGAGACACAGAUCACCCUGGUGUCCAGUAAAGCAGAAGGUCCAGAGGAAACUACGGCUGGAGAACAUCAGUCAGGUGUCGCUGCGGCCCCCGGGGGACAGCUGAGCGAGAGCCCAUUCUUCCUGCUGGGGCGGGUGGUCAUGCAGCAGAGUUAUGUCUGUGCUCUCAUAGCCAUGAUGGUGUGGAGCAUCACCUAUCACAGCUGGCUGACUUUCGUUCUGCUGCUGUGGGCGUGUCUCAUCUGGAUGCUGCGUUCCAGACGCCAUGCAGCCACGCUGUGCUCUCCGUUCAUCCUGCUCUACGGCCUGGCUCUGUGCUGUCUGCAGUACGUCUGGGCCAUGGAGCUGGAAUCCAUCCUGCCCACAAAGGUGGGGACCAUGAGUCUAAGACAGCUGGGCCUGGACAGAGCCCAGUAUCCCUGCCUCAGACUGGGAGCUAUGUUGCUGUUUACCUUGACCUUCUGGCUGCUGGUGCGUCAGUCAGUGAAGGAGAACUUCAGGAGGAAGAGCAAAAUGUCUACGCCCCUACAGGAAGUCACUACAAAAGAACUGGGCGCUGGCAGUGAAUCGGUGCUGAAGGUUCUGGGAGGGAUGGUGAUGAGCUGCUAUGCCAAAUACUGGAUCUAUGUUUGUGGAGGGAUGUUCAUCAUGGUCUCCUUUGCUGGAAAACUAGUUGCCUACAAGAUCGUCUACAUGCUGCUCUUCCUUCUCUGCCUCUGCCUCUAUCAGGUGUACUACUCUCUGUGGAGACAUCUGCUGAAGCUCUUCUGGUGGCUGGUGGUGGCCUACACCAUGCUGGUGCUCAUCUCCAUUUACACAUACCAGUUUGAAGACUUCCCCGAAUACUGGAAGAACCUCACUGGUUUCACAGAUGGACAGCUGGCGGCCGUCGGCCUGGAGACGUUCGCUCUGUCAGAGCUCUUCUCCAGCAUCCUCAUCCCGGGUUUCUUCCUGCUGGCCUGCAUCCUGCAGCUGCACUACUUCCACAAGCCCUUCAUGAAGACCACAGACCUGGAACACGUUACCCCCAAACACAGGAGGAAGAAUAAAGAAAGAAGGGAGGAAGUCGGCUCUGGUAAUGUGAGGGUAAACCCUGAUGAAGAAGAACAAGAAGUAGAAGAAGAAGAACUGGUGGAAGAUGAUGAAGAAUCUGAAGAUGAAGAGUUGGUUCCCACUAAGUGGGGCCUGGUGAUGGACAGGAUUCUGGUUCUGUCCAGGAAGUUCACCGACAUCCUUACUAAAGUCCAGGGGUUCCUUUGGAGAAUUCUGGAGCUUCACAUCCUCAAAAUGGUGGCCUUUUUCUCCGUGUGGGUUGCACUUGAAGAGCCAUCGGUGAUGAACCUGGUUCUGGUGGUGUUGUGGUCUCUGGCGAUGCCGUUUAGCCGCUUCAGGCCCAUGGCAUCGUGCCUGUCCACGGUCUGGGUGUGUGUCAUCAUCGUCUGCAAGAUGCUGUACCAACUUAGUGUGGUCAACCCCACCGAGUACUCCUGCAACUGUAGCAUGCCGCUAACAAACACAACCAACCUCCUACCAGAGGAGAUGAUGAACUCCACACUUUACAAGGAGCCUAUAGAUCCAGCCAAGUGGUUUGGCAUAAGGAAAGAUGCGACUGCUUUGGGGUACAGCAAGAAUCAUCUGAUCGUGCUGAUGCUGCUGGUGUUUGAGGCUACAGUAUAUCGUCACCAGGCUCACCAUUAUCGGCAGCUGCUGCGAUCCCCUCCCGCCAUACCGACUCUCUUCCCCUCUGCAAAGAGAGACACUUUGGACAACGGCCUCGUUCCGUGCUUGAAGUACCUGCUCAACUACGCCUUCUACAAGUUUGGGUUGGAGAUAUGCUUUCUGAUGACGGUGAAUGUGAUUGGUCAGCGGAUGAACUUUUUGGUCAUAAUCCAUGGCUGCUGGAUGGUGGCCCUGCUGGUAAGGCGGCGGCGAGCGGCGAUAGCCAAGAUCUGGCCUAAGUACUGCCUCUUCCUGUCCAUCUUCAUGAUCUACCAGUACCUGCUGUGUGUGGGCAUUCCUCCUGCUCUCUGCAUAGAUUACCCAUGGAGGUGGAACAAUCAGCUGUUGAUGAGCUCAGCGCUCAUUAAAUGGAUCUAUCUGCCCGACUUCUACACCGUGCCCAACUCCAAAAACCUGAUGGCGGACUUCCUGCUGCUGAUGUGUGCGUCCCAGCAGUGGAAGGUGUUUGAGUGUGAGAAGCAGGAGGAGUGGAUGGUCCAAGCAGGAGAGAACACCGAUGAGCCUGAUCCAAUGGAGGGCCAGCUCUUUAACCCGGCGCCUAACUUCAUCAACUGCAGGAGUUAUCUGGACAUGGUGAAGGUUCUGGUGUUUCGGUACUUCUUCUGGUUCGUGCUGUCCAUGGUGUUCAUCACAGGCGCCACCCGGAUCUCCGUGUUCGGACUGGGUUAUCUGAUCGCCUCCUUCUUUUUCCUGCUGUUUGGAACCAAGCUGCUGGUCAAACCGUCCAGAGUCCGUCUGAUGCUGUGGGACUGCCUCAUCAUCUACAACGUGGCCGUCAUUAUAUCUAAGAAUGCCUUAUCUAUCCUGGCCUGUGUGUUUGUGUCUGAGAUGCAGGCGAGGUUCUGUUGGGUGAUUCAGCUCUUCAGCCUGGUCUGCACAGUUAAAGGAUAUUAUGAUCCUGCUGCGGUGAGCGGCGACACGUGCAGUCUGCCAGUGGAAGAAGCGGGCAUUCUGUGGGACAGCUUGUGUCUGCUCUGCCUCCUGCUGCAGAGGAGAGUCUUCCUCAGUUUCUACUUCCUGCAUGUGACAACAGAGCUGCAGGCGUUUGCCAAGCAGGCGUCGAGAGGGUUUGAGCUCUUCAGAGCCAGCAUCAUGAAGAACGUUAAGUUUCACCAACAGAUCGAAAAGAAAUCGCUGUCGCAGCUCAAAAAGUCCAUGCAGAGGAUUCGCUCCAAGCAGCAAAAGUACAAGGAUGGACAGAAAAGCGGUGACGUCUCCACAGAAACGCAGGAAGCCGCCUCAAGCAGCACUGACCACUCCUCUGAAGCUGAAUCCCAGAAAGACAAGAAGAAGUCUAAGAAGAGAAACUGGUACCAGCCGUGGAUCGACCACGCAGGAGUCAUCCACUCAGGAGACUACUACCUGUUUGAGUCUGACAGCGAGGAUGAAGAGGACCUGAACUACGAAGAGAAGAAGCCUCAGGCUCAGACUGCGUGCCAGUUGGCGUACCAGGCCUGGGUGACGAGUGUGAAGGCAGCUUUGAGAGAACGCCAGAGACGUCAGGGACACAUGAAGGCUGUCAAAAGAAAAGAGUCAAAGAAAGCAGAAAGAGGAGGUUCCCAACAGGAGGCUCUUACUCUGAAGGCUUGUGCAGAUGAAGUUUUUGAGGAGGCCGAUGACAACUGUGAAGUUGAGGAACCUGAGGAGGAAGAGUCUGUGCAUGGAGAGAUGGUGCAGAAGAUCCUGGACAUCCUGCGCUUCCUGUGGGCCAUUAUCCUGGCCAUGGUGGACGGAGUGACCCAGUGGCUCAAUCUGCUCACGAAGCAGUACAGAGACACAUCCACGGUCCUGUGCAAUGAACGCUACUUCAUCAUCCACAAAAUUAAGCAGCGGGACACAGCCGAGUCCAGAGAAGACCUGGUGUCCCAGAACAGUGAGAGUUCCAGUCGGAACACAAGUUUGGAUCCAGAACAGGCUGCCAGAAGCAGAUUGGAAACCCCGAGGCGCAGCAGCAACGGGAAUCUCCUCACUGAAAACGUCCUGAGCAGCAGCGUGGGACUACAACCAGAACCGCUGAGACAAACCAGACACUCCAGAACGGCCAGUGAGAUCCUGUCCAACAGGGCUUUUUUCAUCGAGGAGCUGGAGCAGAGUAGAGAGUUCUUCAACAACCAGAACCGCCUGCUGAGGCUGCUGGUGGCCGUGUUCAACCUGCUGUCGGCCAACUCCGAGCUGCUCUGCUAUUUCAUCAUGGUCCUGAACAACGUGGUCAGUGCCUCGGUCAUAUCCCUGGUCCUGCCCAUGCUGGUCUUCCUGUGGGCCAUGCUGUCUGCUCCCAGACCAACCAAGAGUUUCUGGAUGACAGCGAUAGUCUACACAGAGGCCAUGGUGGUGCUGAAGUACAUCUUCCAGUUCGGGUUCUUUCCGUGGAACAGUGUUUAUGAGAUGACUCUGAACGAAGACAAGCCCUUCUUCCCACCACGCAUCUUUGGCCUGGAGAAAACCGACAGCUACAUCAAAUACGAUCUCCUGCAGCUGCUGGCUCUCUUCUUCCACAGAUCGCUCCUCAUGCAAUACGGUCUGUGGGAUCACGAGGGCCCACUGGAGGAGCAGUGUGCGUCAUCAGAAGAUGGACAUAAUGUCACAGCAGGAGAGGAAAAUGGGAGCAGGAAGGAGGAAGCUCAAGACGCUAAAAGAAAAGAUCAGGACAUUGAAGAAGCUGGUCCCAGCUCAGACGCCGCCACCAUUCAACCUCCUGAUGCGGCUGAGGCGCUGCCUGAUGGGCCGGGGGGCGAGCAUGAAGCCAGGAACAACAACGUGGAUGUUCUGGACAGGAGGGAGAGAAAUAGUCAACGACUGACAGGGGACGUCCCGAAGAAGGACACCAAACGGCUGAUGGGGGACGUCCUGAAAAGGGACAGCAAACGGUUGACGGGGGACGUCCCGAAGAGAGACAGCAGCAUCCGGUUCCGCAGAAAAAACAAGAAAGCCAAAAAACAGGACAGCAAAGAGUCUCUGUCAGAGACUGCAGAGUCUGUGAAGGAACCAGGGAAGAAAAAAACCAAAGACAAAAAGAGUGAGGCCAUGCUCAGAUUAAUGGCUGUGGGAUACAAGAUACAGCAAGUAUUCAUAACAGGGUUCCAGAAUGUGAAGCAGCCGGCCCAGAGUUUCUUUAGGAGUAUAACCAAGGAUAAAUACCGGGCCUCCACAGAUGUCUACGCCCUGAUGUUCCUCACUGAUGUCGUUGACUUUGUCAUCAUCAUCUUUGGCUUCUGGGCCUUUGGGAAGCACAGUGCUGCAGCAGACAUAGCGUCCACCCUAUCAGAGGACCAGGUUCCCGAGGCCUUCCUGGUGAUGCUGCUCAUCCAGUUCAGCACCAUGAUCAUCGACAGAGCUCUGUACCUGCGCAAGGCCGUUCUGGGGAAACUCAUCUUUCAGGUGAUCCUGGUUCUGGGAAUUCAUCUGUGGAUGUUCUUCAUCCUGCCUGCUGUCACGGAAAGGAUGUUCAAUCAGAACUUUGUGGCCCAGCUCUGGUACUUUGUCAAGUGUAUCUACUUCGGCCUGUCGGCCUAUCAGAUCCGCUGCGGUUACCCCACCCGUAUCCUUGGCAACUUCCUCACCAAGAAAUACAACCACCUCAACCUGUUUCUCUUCCAAGGGUUUCGCCUCGUUCCAUUCUUGGUGGAGCUACGUGCGGUGAUGGACUGGGUUUGGACCGACACCACCCUGUCCCUCUCAGACUGGAUGUGUGUCGAGGACAUUUAUGCCAACAUCUUCAUCAUAAAAUGCAGCCGGGAAACAGAAAAGAAAUACCCUCAACCUAAGGGCCAGAAGAAGAAGAAGAUUGUGAAAUACGGCAUGGGCGGACUUAUUAUUUUCUUCUUAAUCUGCAUCAUCUGGUUUCCUCUUCUCUUCAUCUCAUUGGUCAGAUCGGUGGUGGGCGUGGUUAACCACCCGAUCGACGUGACUGUCACUUUCAAACUAGGUGGUUACGAGCCCCUGUUCACCAUGAGCGUGCAGCAGCAGUCCAUCCAUCCCUUCACAGCUGCUGAGUACGACCAACUCACCAAGACGUUUGGAGACAAUGCCGUGGCCAUGCAGUUCAUCACUCUGUACAGCUAUGAGGACAUCGUGACGGCCGUGAUCGAGGGCAGCUCAGGGUCCGUGUGGAGGAUCAGCCCCCCCAGCAGGCAGGAGGUCAUCAAGGAGCUCCUGAACAGCCCUGUAGACCUGACCCUCCGCCUGGCCUGGACCUUCCAGAGGGAUCUGGGGAAAGGUGGGACCGUUGAACACACGUUUGGUAAACAUUCGAUAGACCUGGAGCCGGGGAACCCGGUCAGAGAAGAGCUGGCGUAUCUACUGAUCGGCAACCGGACUGAGCCUGUGCUCGUUCCCCACAUGUUCCCUAACUACAUGCGUGCCCCCAAUGGAGCUGAGGCCAAACCAGUCAGUCAGCUGUACAAAGACGAUGAAGCUGAUUACCAGAACAUCACCCUGUCCCUGAAGAGUGACAGGUCUGUGAACGGCUCGGGGGGGCAGGAGUGGUGGGACAUCGCCGUGGCGCCCUGCCGGCCGCCAUGCAGCGUGCUCCCCAUGGUCAUAUUCAACGACAAAGUCAGCCCACCGAGCCUGGGCUUCCUGGCUGGCUACGGGAUAAUGGGUCUGUACGUGUCGGUGGUCCUGGUCAUUGGGAAGUUUGUGCGUGGCUUCUUCAGUGAGAUCUCCCACUCCAUCAUGUUUGAGGAGCUGCCCUGUGUGGACCGCAUCCUGAAGCUCUGCACCGACAUCUUCCUGGUUCGGGAAACUGGGGAACUGGAGCUGGAAGAGGAGCUUUACUCCAAGCUGAUCUUCCUCUACCGCUCUCCAGAGACGAUGAUCAAAUGGACUCGGGACAUCCACCUCAGGGAGCAGGACUGACGCUGACUGUGAACCUGACGCGAGGCACAGUGAGGAGGCGCCCGGCGGACAGCUGAUGGCGGGCGCCUCAGGGACGCUGCUGUGUGGGCAGAGUAACGUGCAAUGUGAACCACCUCCUCAUGCUGGACUCUUUGUGUUUCUGCUGCUGCCUGAGCAUCCGGAUCAACUUGAGCACAACACUGUAGGACUCGGGCUGCGGCCCCUCCGCGGCACCUGGGGGAGAUCAGGCUGCGGCCCCUCUGGGUGCCUGUCGCAUCUCUGCAGAGCAACCAGAACUUUGACCCGGGCCGGGUUUGUAUGGGUUGGGCGGCCAGAGGAACCCAGCGGGCGUACGACUACCUGCUGGUCCAACCAGCUGCAGGCCUCGUCUGUUCACCUCCUCCAUCCCGGAUCGGGUUGGAGAGUCAUUAGAAAACAGUUUUUUAAAGUCACGGUGAUUGGUUGUCGCAGCAAACAAAAGACAAUAUGCUCACACUUUACUGGAAGAAAAAAGAAGACAUGUUUCUGUUUUUUAAAAGACGAAAAUAUGAGGUCUCAGUAAAGUUUCUGCAGCAGAACCACCCUGUCUGUUUGUUACAGAUGCAUGUAAAGACUCUUGGUCAUAUUUAACUUCUUCUAAUUCAGACUGCCCGGGUCUCUGUGCUGUCACACAAACCUAACAUUUCACACACACAUAUUGCUCUUUUUUAUCUCAAACUCUAAACAGGAGAUCUGGAGCAGCUCUCUGUUUUAAAGGGGGAGUAUGGAAUACUUGAAAUGAGGUUCUGUUGAAGGGUAAGAAGCAAACAAUAUCCUACCUAACACAACUGGCUUUUAGUUCACACAGGGCUUUGAGUGGUCAUUAUUCCUGGAAACGUUAAUAAAUCAUUAUUAAAUCCAGAUUAGUUUGUCUCAGAGGCUGAAGGCCCAAAGUAGAUUACUGUUGUCUUUUAAAGGGGCAGUAUCAUGCAUUUUAUAGCGUAAUCAAUGUUACCCUCAGUUGGGAUAAGCUUAUAUCUAUAUAGCAAACAUAAAUUCAGAUAAAUUUGACGUUGCAAUUUAAUGACUUGAAAUUGGACCCGUCUCUUUAAGAAGCUCCUGCUCUUUCUGAAUCUCCUGCUGUGAAAGUCGACACAGCAACAUUUCUGUGUUCAGCCUUUAACAUCUUUCUUAGAAGUGUUUGCACUAAGCAGAAGUGCAGCUCCACCAGGUGGUUGUUGCUGCUGCCGCUAGUCUGAAGGAGCUGAGUAGAAAAGGUGGAGAUCUGUGAGAGAAAGCGUUUAGGCACCUGCUUAUUGAUUACCACAGUAGAUUAAAGGAUUCCCCAAACAUGCAUGAAAAAAAUCAUAGCAACACUCCAUGUAUGUUUUUGAUGAGGGAAUAACAUUUUAACAUGAUGUAACACUAAAAAAUUCAAUUUUACACCAGACUGCUCCUUUAACUUA
Molecule: messenger RNA, 9633 nt
Organism: Xiphophorus hellerii (green swordtail)
Lineage: Eukaryota; Metazoa; Chordata; Actinopteri; Cyprinodontiformes; Poeciliidae
Gene: piezo1
Product: piezo type mechanosensitive ion channel component 1 (Er blood group)
Exons: 54
Coding region: 461-8209 (2582 amino acids)
Cellular component (GO): membrane
Molecular function (GO): mechanosensitive monoatomic ion channel activity
Source: RefSeq, a predicted model, not a curated record